This is a messenger RNA of Anolis sagrei ordinatus, 2311 nucleotides long. RefSeq names its product leiomodin 2 (gene LMOD2). Gene Ontology annotation, cellular component: myofibril; cytoskeleton; striated muscle thin filament. Gene Ontology annotation, molecular function: actin binding; tropomyosin binding. The record is from RefSeq and is a predicted model, not a curated record. Lineage: Eukaryota; Metazoa; Chordata; Lepidosauria; Squamata; Anolidae. Gene Ontology annotation, biological process: muscle contraction; pointed-end actin filament capping; myofibril assembly.
AGGAAAACUUUUAAAGGGUGCCGCAGCUACUUGGGGAAACAGUUGCUGACCAAACCAGACACAGACACCUUGGACUUGAACAUCUGUGAAUGCUGUAUGGUAGUUUCAGCUUGACCUUGGCCUGACAAAAGAAGGGACCAUGUCUACCUUUGGGUACAGGCGAGAGCUUAGUAAAUAUGAAGAACUAGAUGAAGACGAGCUCCUUGCUUCUCUAACUGAUGAGGAGUUGAAGGAGCUGGAGAGAGAGUUAGAGGACAUUGAGCCUGACCGGAACCUUCCAGUGGGACACAGGCAGAAAAGCCUUACAGAGAAGACACCAACAGGGACUUUCAGCCGGGAGGCGCUGAUGGCAUACUGGGAAAGAGAAACAAGAAAACUUCUAGAAAAAGAGAGGAUGGGUGCAUGCGAAAAGGAUUCUAAAGAACAGGAGGAGGAAGAGGAGGAGGAUUCAGAAGACAUUAAUGAGGAAUAUUUCACAGGAAGUAAUAGUGAAGUUUCUGAGGAGGCAUAUACUGAAGAAGAAGAUGAAGAAGAGGAGGAUAAAGAAGAGGAAGAGGAGGAGGAAGAAGACAAAGGUGAAGAUAGAGAAGAAGAGAGGGUAGAGAAGGUGGAGGUAGAGGAGGAGGAAGAGGAGGAGGAGGAGGAGGAAGAUGAUGAUGAAGAAGAAAGUGGUGCAGAUAAUGAUGAAGAAAAGGAACCUGUUGAAUGCAAAAAGACAACAAACAAUGACAGCAAAAGAAGUUCAAUCAGUAUAAAACUUCAAAAAUGCAAUAACAAAGCUGAAAAUGAAAUAGUUGCCAAUGGUCAUAGUGAAAAGGAUGCAGAAGAUGUGAGCUAUAGAAAGGGUGCCAUGCAUCCUUGUGGAAAUCCCACUGUGAUUGAAGAUGCUUUAGAAAAAGUUAGAAAUAAUGAUCCUGACACCACUGAAGUUAACCUAAACAACAUUGAAAACAUCACACCACAGAUGCUUAUACAUUUUGCUCAGGCCCUAAGGAACAACACUGUGGUCAAAACCUUUAGUUUGGCCAACACUCAUGCAGAUGACAAUGUUGCAAUAGCUAUUGCUGGUAUGCUAAAAGUGAAUCAAUAUAUAUCAAAUCUGAAUCUUGAUUCUAAUUUUAUUACAGGAAAAGGGAUAUUAGCAAUCAUGCGGGCUUUGCAGAAUAAUAAGAUUUUAACAGAAUUAAGAUUUCACAAUCAAAGGCAUAUAAUGGGUGGCCAGGUUGAAAUGGACAUAGCUAAACUUCUGAAGGACAAUACAACAAUUGUGAAACUAGGAUAUCACUUUGAGCUUGCUGGACCAAGAAUGAGCAUGACAAGUAUCCUCACAAGAAACAUGGAUAAACAGAGACAGAAGCGGAUGCAGGAGCAAAGACAGCAAGAAUCCAAUUGGAAUGGAACACUCAGUCCAAAGACCAAAGCUUUGCAAAAGGGAACUCCCAGUUCUUCACCUUAUUCUUCUCCCCGAAGUUCACCUUGGUCAUCUCCAAAACUUCCUAAAAAAGUUCCCCCUGUUCAAAACCAACCCUCUCCUAGAAGUUCACCAAGGUCAUCUCCAAAGAUCCCUAAAAAAGUUCUUCCAGUUAAAAACCAACCUCCAUCCCCACCACCUCCACCUCCUCCUCCACCACCACCUCCUCAAAUAGUCCCAGAGAAAAAACUGCCAACCCGAAACAUUGCUGAAGUUAUCAAACAGCAGGAAAGUGCCCAAAAGGUUGUACCAAAAAAGCAGAAAAAGAAAAAAGUCAAGAAAAGCAAAAAAUAUGAGAAUGAAAUCUUGUCGGAAAUUAAAAAUUCAUUGAAGUCAGUCUCAGACAAGAAGUCAGAAGAAGGUUCACGUCCCUCUACCCGACCUUCUACUCCAGUGAAAUGUCUCCAUACUGAUCUCAUGGAUGCAAUUCGUGGAAGUAGUAUCAAACAGCUAAAGCGAGUGGAAGUUCCACAAGCUUUGCGAUAAAAGCAUCCAAUUAAGCCAAAAAAUGGGGAAGAUGACGAUUACUAUGGCGGUUAAAAGAAAGGUACCAAAUUGUACUCAAGUGAUCAAAGAGACUAAUGUAAAUGUCUUCAAACAUGCACUCUUAGAUUGAAAACAUGAAGAGAGAAAAUGCUGUUAAACAACAAGCAACACUUUUAAGCAUUAUUUUUCAUUUGUAAAUAUGGAAUGUACUUUUUUAUUGAAAUUUCUAGAGAAACUUGUUGAACGCAAGCAGCACUUCACAUAAUGUUCCUUCUACAGAGCAGUAACUGUUCAGUGACCUGUGUUUUUAUUUUGUCUGCCUCAUGAAUUUACAAUAAAGGUGGUUUGACUUUU